AUGAAACUCCUCUCCGCAUCCCUUUUCGCCGCGCUCGCCAGUACAGCCCGCGCUUGCGAAGGCGCAUGCAUUGUUGGUGUAACGGACGUCUGGCUCAGCAACUACACGGCCGUUGUGCAGAACGUCUUCGACCAGACUUCAAAGGCAAUUGCCGAGCGCCUCGUCCCGAAUCACGCGGGCGACGCGAGUAGUUAUCUGCGUCCGCUGGCGGAGCAGUAUAACAACGCGUCGUACGACGGAAUGGAGAAAGCCAUCUUCCCGAGCUACUUCCACGGCAAGUGCCAACAAGAUGGCGUCGAGCCCGAGGGAUGCCCAAACCCCGACUGCCCCGUUGUCUGCGGCACGCCGGGCUCGCUCGUGCACUUCUACAGCACGCUCCGCUUUAUCGCCUUCAACCAGACCCGCACCCUGCUGCAGGACAUCAUGUCCCCCGGCAGCCCCGGCUACCAGCAGCUAGAAGACGCCGUCAUCCGCGAUGCCUCAGCUUCUGGCACCACCCGUCGUACUAUGAACGUCGCACCGCCCCGCAACUCUACUCGCAGUCCGACCAAGAAGGGCUCCAAGAAGACUGCGAAGGCUACCACGACGGCUACGGCGCUUCCGAUGUCAAUGCCAAGCGCCGAAAGCCCUGUUCGCCGCAUGAUGGGCAAGAUGGUCUCAUGGCGCCCCCGCCGUCGCGAGGGUCUCGGUGCCGGCGCUGCUGCUGGUACCACCGUCGCCGAAUGGAGCAACGAGGACGAGCCACAGCUCUCCGCGCGUCCUCAGGAGAAUGCGAUGCCUGGCGGUAGCCACGACUAUGAGUCACACCCGUCGCAUGAAGGCCUCGACGAGCUCAACGUCAAGAUGCACGAGCUCGAACAUCCUGAGGCUCGCGCCGCGCAUGACAAGGACUCGCACAAGAAGCAUGGCAAGGGCGGACACGAGUCUUCUUCCGCUUCCUACGGCGCUUCGACCACCGCUACGACUACCGCGUUGUACGCCGCCUCCGCGCCCACUGCCUACGACGACAGUUCCUACGCGCCCAUGCCCGCCUAUGCCGCAUCACCUUACGGCGCUCGUCGUGCAAUUGUAGCAAGAGACAACGCCCGCCGCGCAGGUGCCAGCGCGGACGACGUGCGUACGGCGCUACAGGAGAUCAUGAAGGACGUGCCGGAGCGCCUCGCGACCAUCUGCGGUGGUACGCCCGAGGAUUCGUCGAACGGGUUGCCGUCGUGCAGCUGGGAGGAGGCGAUGAAGCCGUACAUCUUGACUUGGCCUUAA
Messenger RNA from Peniophora sp. CBMAI 1063, 1260 nucleotides. NCBI's taxonomy places the organism in Eukaryota, Fungi, Basidiomycota, Agaricomycetes, Russulales, Peniophoraceae. The record is from the annotation of a GenBank genome assembly.